AUCCAUGUGGCUACUACGACUCGUGCUCAUCGCAGCGACGACGCACGCUGCGGCGUUGCCGCAGAUCCUGCCGUCGUCCACGAGCUUUCCUUACAUCGCCGUGCCUCCCGGCUCGAGCACCUCCAGCGGCAGCAGCAGCACGACAACGACAGCGACGCGCACGUCGAGCGCGACGGCGGCGCGCAGCGCAACGUCCUCUUCCUCCGCAUCGUCGGGGUGCGGCUCGGGCUGUCGUGCGUGGAACGGCUUCUGGGCCUUCUUCGUCAAGAGCUGGUACUGGUUCAUCCCGUGCAUCGGCGUCUUCUUCGUGCUCGUGUGGAUCUUGUUCACGUGCCUCCCGUGCACCAACUAUGCCAAGUAUCGCCGCCACCUGGCGCGCGAGCGGCGCAUCAUGAGCAGCAAGAGCUAUGGCGGGCCGGUCGACUGGUUCGUCGACUGGGUCAAGAGCCUGCACGCCGUGCGCAAGAAGAAGCACAAGAACCUCAACACGGAGCACGACGUGCGCGAUGUCCCUCUGCUCGGCGGCGUGCGCGCGCCCGAAGGCCAGGGGUACUGGAUGCCCGAUGCGAGCUGGCAGGCGCCGGUCGCGUACCCUUCCGCAACGGCGCCGGCGGCCUAUCCUUCCACGACGGUCGGCAGCUUGAGCGGCGUGCACACGGCAUACCCCGCCAUCUCGCCAUCACCUCUACCGCCUUCCCCGUCGCCUUCUCCUUCGCCCGCACCGCCUGUGCCGCCGCCCCCGCGGCUUGCGCGCCGGCCGUCAGAGGCCGUGAGCGAGCAGCUGCCGGGGUACGAGGAGGUGCCGGCGAAUCUGAGGGCAUAA
Molecule: messenger RNA, 823 nt
Organism: Vanrija pseudolonga
Lineage: Eukaryota; Fungi; Basidiomycota; Tremellomycetes; Trichosporonales; Trichosporonaceae
Exons: 2
Coding region: 5-823 (272 amino acids)
Source: RefSeq, a predicted model, not a curated record